CGAAAAACCACCUACAAAAAAAGACGAAAAGAUGAGUUCCAAGGGAAUUCCAAGUUAGCAGAAGUAUUUUCGAUCCAUCUCUUCAAGUAUUGCAAUACUUACCACUUAUUCCAUGGUCAAAAAUGGGUUCAAUAUUCAUCCUUUGUUCCAACUCAUUCAUUCAAAAUAGGGGCAAGUAUCUGCUGACUACGUAGCACACAGACAAGUGGGCAAGCAUCGUCAGCUUGACUGCCGGAUAAGGCAAUCCCCGGCCGGCUGAAAAGAAUGAUUGGGAGCCACUGCACUCCGUUGACUUAAGACACGAGAUUAUAUCUGCCUUGCGCCUCAGCGUGGUAUACUAUAAAUACCACGUAAAUAUACUGCAUGGUGGCGUGAGGCAGAUGAUGAACCCCCUUAGACAUUCAUCUCUAUUUAGAUUAGCCUGAGGAGUAACAAUGGAAUCCUACGAAUCCUUUUUUGGAAGUGUAUUUUUUACGCCUUGCAUUAUUAUUCUCCUCACAACAGUGGUAUCCUACCUAUACAAGGGCAACAAGAAGCAAGAAUACAUCCCUGGUGUACCGAUAGCCGGAAUUGAGGGAAAUGUAACUCUCGCAGAAGCUAGAGAAGAAUUUCGGAGAAAUGCCAAAGAGGUGUUGCUAAGGGGCUAUGCUAAGUAUAAGGGAAGGCCAUUUUAUAUUCCGAGCCCUCUGGGUGAGCGAUUGAUGAUCCCACCACAAUAUGUUGAAGAGCUGAAGAGCGCUGCGGUGGAAGACUGCGACUUCGUGGGCACCUUCUUCGAGAUGUUUGAGGGCCGAUAUACGACUAUGGGAGACAGAUCCACCCUGCAUCCGCGAGUAGCCAAGACUCAACUUAACAUGAAUAUAAAUGGCAUUUUACCUUCAGUAGGAGAGGAAAUAGAAGACUCCUUCCUAGAUGUAUUACCUUCGUCUGAUGAGUGGAUUGAAGUUCCUAUAGCUGAAAGAUUUGUGACCAUUGUCGCUAGGGUAUCAAGUCGAAUGUUUGGAGGACUCGAAUUAAGCAGGCAUCCAGAAUGGAUCGCUUCAACCAUACACUUUGCCGAGGACGGGUUUGUGCUGGCUCAGAAGAUCAAGGCAAUUCCGAAAUUGUUGCGACCCCUAGUCUCGAGAUUUUUACCGGAACUCAAGAAAAUCGCAAGACAUCACGAAACCGCUCGAAAGGUCAUCAUUCCUAUAUUGGAACGAAGAGAGAGUCUUCCUAAACAAGAAAAAAGGCCCGAAGACUUUCUCCAGUGGAUGGUUGACGAAGCCAAGGGGGAAGAAAAGGAGAAGAACUUUAUAUCUAAGAUCCAACUCAAACUAAGUUUUGCAGCUAUUCACACUAGCGCGGCGGCGCCGGCACAGCUGCUUUACGACCUGUGUACUCAUCCAGAGUACAUCGAAAUUUUGCGAUCUGAGUUACAUGAUGUUAUUGGAGAGAAAGGUGAGAUUAACAAACAAUCUCUGGUGAAGCUAGAGAAAAUGGACAGUAUUAUGAAGGAAAGCCAAAGGUUCAACCCGCUUCUCUUAGUUACGUUUGAACGAAUCAUCACGAAGAGAACAACUCUCUCGGAUGGAUUCACUAUCCCAAAGGGGACCACCGUCGGAGUUCCAGCGCAAGCAAUAUCUAUGGACCCGGACAUAUAUCCCCAUCCGCAUCAGUUUGAUGGGCUAAGAUUCGUGAAGACACAUGAGCGGGUCGGUACUCGUGACCAAUAUGCAGCGAGCAAUCUAAGGAGUAUGGCGUUCGGAUACGGUCGUCAUGCCUGCCCCGGUCGGUUCUUCGCGUCGCAUGAGAUCAAAAUGAUCAUGGCCUACUUACUCCUUAAUUAUGACUUCAGGUUUCCAGAGACAAAAAAAGAGAGGCCACAAAGUAUAGGUGUGGAAACACAACUCCUGCCAAAUCAGAAUGCAUUGAUCUGCCUAAGAAGAAGGCAUAAACACAUCAGAGUUGGCUAGGUAGAUGUUGCGGCGAGAGGUCAUCGGAUAGAUUUUCAGAUGCAGUAUUUAAUUACAUGACACCUGAGCAGGAUUGCUUAGGUAGCUAAGCCGGUACUCUCCUUAUUCAUACAUAACCUACCUAGGUGUACAAGUGCAGUAUACGUUCAUGUAUCAUUCUCAC
Molecule: messenger RNA, 2118 nt
Organism: Annulohypoxylon truncatum
Lineage: Eukaryota; Fungi; Ascomycota; Sordariomycetes; Xylariales; Hypoxylaceae
Product: putative cytochrome P450
Exons: 6
Coding region: 435-1955 (506 amino acids)
Molecular function (GO): iron ion binding; heme binding; monooxygenase activity
Source: RefSeq, a predicted model, not a curated record